Molecule: messenger RNA, 943 nt
Organism: Arachis ipaensis
Lineage: Eukaryota; Viridiplantae; Streptophyta; Magnoliopsida; Fabales; Fabaceae
Product: non-classical arabinogalactan protein 30-like
Biological process (GO): root hair elongation; unidimensional cell growth
Cellular component (GO): cell periphery
Source: RefSeq, a predicted model, not a curated record
UUCAAUAUUAUGAUUUAUCCACAUCAAGAAAAUAUGUACAUGAUGAACAAAGGUGGCCUUCACGUAGAUACAUAAAUUAAAAUGACAAACAUUUAUCAGUACCAAAGUGGAGGGCACGUUGGUCUACAUCAUCAAUGACCAUCAAGGCAUCAACUAUAUAUAUAAACAUACACCAGUUUAUGAAAAUGCAUCUUUAUUUCUAGUCGCUUCUGUCGCUUAACUCUUUCUAGUUCUUUCACUUUCACACCCCGCCAAGUUAUGGCAACCAUACACUUCAAUAUUCUUUCUAUCUUGCUUCUCAUAGUUGCAUUCUCUUAUACAGAAGCUGAUUAUAAUAUUGUUCCAAAAACAACAGAGAAGAAAAUAGAGGUGGUGGUGGAAUCCAUAGUGUACUGUCAAAGUUGUAAGCACCUUGGAACAUGGUCAUUGAAUGGAGCAAAGCCAAUUCCUUCAGCAAAAGUAAGUGUAACCUGCAAUAGCCAUAAGGGUCAUGUUAGCUACUACAAGGUCUUUGAGACAGAUAAAAAUGGUUACCUAUAUGCACCACUUGAAGGGUUCAAGAUGGAGAAUUAUCUACUUGAUCAUCCUCUGCACUCUUGUUAUGUUAAGCCUAUUUGGUCCCCGCUUGAGAAUUGCAACCUUCUCUCAAAUUUGAAUUAUGGUCUGAAUGGCGCUUCGCUUCGAUUCGAGAACAAGAGAUUGCGUGGAAGCAAAUAUGAGGCAGCUAUCUAUGCUGCAGGACCCUUGGCUUUCCGUCCCUCUGACUGUGCCCAGGUUCACUAUUAGGAUCUAGUUGCAAGUUGAAGUUUUGGAGAAGGAAUCAAAGAACAAAAUAAACGGGGGAAAAGUUUCCUCUUUACACUUCAAGGCUUCCCUUUCUUCCAAAUUCUCCAAAAUCAAAAAUCAAACUAAAAAAAAAAACACUUUUUUAAUGUAUCAAACA